Messenger RNA from Melopsittacus undulatus (budgerigar), 1210 nucleotides. It is a transcript of the gene VWC2L, whose product is annotated as von Willebrand factor C domain containing 2 like. Gene Ontology annotation, cellular component: AMPA glutamate receptor complex. The coding region runs from base 377 to 1066 and encodes 229 amino acids. The record is from RefSeq and is a predicted model, not a curated record. Gene Ontology annotation, biological process: negative regulation of BMP signaling pathway. The transcript is spliced from 4 exons. Lineage: Eukaryota; Metazoa; Chordata; Aves; Psittaciformes; Psittaculidae. Gene Ontology annotation, molecular function: protein binding.
GACCUGAGGAAAUCCAGCCCAAGUUCGCCGCGAUGACUGUGCUGCUGGCAUCGGGGUUUCUCCGCGGCAUCCCAGCCUCUGGACCGCCUCGCCGCUGCUCGCUUUGAAUCCUGAACGCUGGGUUAAAGCUUAAUUCUCAUGUUGUGGUUGCUGGGCUGCUGCUUCCCCGUGUUUUGCGAUGGGAGGUGGAGGAAAAGGGCUUGUCCGUGAGUCAACACUGAAAAUGUGAUUAGGAGGAACUGCUUUUACUAAUCUGUUUCUAACCUUUUAGUCCAUGUUGGCCUGUGACCCCUUUCAGCUUUCAGACCGAGCCUGAUUAGACCACAACACUGGUCUCCCUAUGGAAGCAGCUGUUUCCAUCUGGCAUUGAGAUCCCAUGGAGCAGCUGAGGAGGGGGAUGGCUCUUCGUAUCCAUGAUGCCUGGAUGCUUCUUCUUGUAAUCCCUGCUUUGGUCACCCCAGCUGCCAUCAAUCAUGAAGACUACCCUGCUGAUGAAGGGGACCAGACCUCCAGCAAUGACAAUCUGAUCUUUGAUGACUACCGAGGGAAGGGCUGUGUGGAUGACAGUGGCUUUGUGUACAAACUGGGAGAACGGUUUUUCCCAGGGCAUUCCAACUGUCCCUGUGUCUGUACUGAGGAUGGACCCGUUUGUGACCAACCGGAAUGCCCUAAAAUCCACCCAAAGUGUACAAAAGUGGAACACAACGGAUGCUGUCCGGAAUGCAAAGAAGUGAAAAACUUUUGUGAAUAUCAUGGGAAAAAUUACAAAAUCUUGGAGGAAUUUAAGCCCUCGCCAUGCGAAUGGUGUCGCUGCGAGCCCAGCAAUGAAGUUCACUGUGUUGUAGCAGACUGCGCAGUUCCUGAGUGUGUCAACCCAGUCUAUGAACCAGAACAGUGUUGUCCUGUCUGCAAAAAUGGUCCAAACUGCUUUGCAGGGACCACGAUCAUUCCUGCUGGCAUCGAGGUGAAGGUGGACGACUGCAAUAUCUGCCACUGCCACAAUGGGGACUGGUGGAAGCCGGCGCAGUGCUCCAAGCGCGAGUGCCAGGGCAAGCAAGCACUGUAGUGGGAAAUCCCCUGCUUGUGGCACUGAUGGGCAAGUGAUGGUGAUGAAGACAAUGGUGAUGAUGACAAUAGUGAUGAUGACAAUGAUGAUGAUGACAAUGAUGAUGAUGACAAAGGAACGUCUUCGAUGCUGCACAUGCGUCCG